This is a messenger RNA of Pteronotus mesoamericanus, 1843 nucleotides long. RefSeq names its product collagen type XXIII alpha 1 chain (gene COL23A1). Lineage: Eukaryota; Metazoa; Chordata; Mammalia; Chiroptera; Mormoopidae. The record is from RefSeq and is a predicted model, not a curated record. The transcript is spliced from 29 exons. Bases 1 to 1653 code for a protein of 550 amino acids.
AUGAGCCCGGGCGAGUGCGGCGGCGGCGGCGGCGGCGACGCGCGGAAGGGCGCCCCGGCGGGCGGCGGCGGCGGGAGUCGCCCAGCGACGGCUGCGGGGGCCUGGGCGGUGAGCGCGCUGUGCCUGCUGCUCUCCGUGGGCUCGGCAGUUGCCUGUCUGCUGCUGGGCGCCCAAGCGACCACGCUGCAGGGCCGGGUGGCGGCGCUCGAGGAGGAGCGGGAGCUGCUGAGACGCACGGGGUCCCCGGCCGCCCUGGCCGCCUGGGCCGAGCCGCACCUGGAGCGUCUGCUGCGCGAGAAGUUGGAGGGACUGGCCAAACUCCGGACAGUUCGGGAAGCGCCAGCCGAAUGCGCCUGCUCCCAGGGGCCCCCUGGACGGCGUGGCAAGCCUGGAAGAAGAGGCGAUCCCGGUCCUCCCGGGCAAUCAGGACGAGAUGGCUACCCGGGGCCGCUGGGUCUGGAUGGAAAGCCCGGACUCCCGGGCCCCAAAGGGGAAAAGGGAGCACCAGGAGACGUCGGCCCCCGGGGGGACCAAGGGCAAGAUGGCGCUGCGGGGCCUCCAGGGCCCCCUGGACCCCCGGGACCCCCUGGGGCUCGGGGCCCUCCUGGGGACACUGGGAAAGAUGGCCCCAGGGGAGCACCAGGCCCAGCGGGCCCCAAAGGAGAGGCUGGACAAGACGGCGAGCUGGGCCCAAAGGGACCCCCGGGGUCCAAGGGUGAGCCUGGCGUUCCCGGAAAGAAGGGGGACGACGGGGCGCCAAGCCAGCCAGGGCUCCCUGGACCUCCAGGACCCAAGGGCGAGCCAGGGAGCGUCGGGCCACGGGGAGACAGCGGCAUGGACGGUGCCCCAGGGCCCAAGGGGGAGCCCGGCCAGCGAGGAGCCGAUGGAGCUGCAGGGCUGCGGGGUCCCCCCGGCUUCAAGGGCGAGCAAGGAGACACGGUGGUGAUCGACUACGACGGCAGGGUCCUGGACGCCCUGAGGGGUCCUCCCGGGCCACCAGGGCCCCCAGGGCCACCAGGGAUCCCCGGAACCAAGGGCGAGCUCGGGCUGCCAGGUGCCCCCGGCAUCGACGGAGAGAAGGGUCCCAAAGGACAAAAAGGAGACCCAGGAGAGGUUGGGCCCCCUGGACCCAAAGGGGAAGCAGGCGAGAUGGGCCUGCCUGGCCUCCCGGGAGCCCACGGCCCCAAGGGGCAGAAGGGAGAGCCAGCACCUGACAAGCUACCAGAGAGCCUGGCCCAGAUCAUAGUGGAGCCAGGGCCGCCCGGCCCCCCAGGUCCCCCAGGCCCCAUGGGCCUGCAGGGAGUCCAGGGUCCCCAGGGUUUGGAUGGAGCAAAGGGAGAGAAGGGCGAGGCAGGGGAGAGAGGCCCCAGCGGCCUGCCUGGGCCAGCCGGCCCUCUGGGCCUCAUUGGGCUGCCAGGAACCAAAGGAGAGAAGGGCAGGCCCGGGGAGCCCGGGGAGCCAGGACUAGAUGGUUUCCCCGGACCCCGAGGAGAGAAAGGCGACCGGAGCGAGCGUGGCGAGAAGGGGGAGCGAGGCGUCCCCGGCCGGAAAGGCGUGAAGGGCCAGAAGGGCGAGCCGGGACCGCCAGGCCUGGACCAGCCUUGCCCUGUGGGCACCGACGGGCUGCCCAUGCCUGGCUGCUGGCAUAAGUGAUCCUCAGUACCCAGCUCACAACCUGUACAGAUUCAUGUGGACAUUUUUAAUUUUUGUAAAAACGAAACAGUAAUAUAUUGAUCUUCUUUCACGGGAUGCACUGCCUGUGGCCUUUUAACCUUUGAGCAUGCGCCUAGCCCAGCCCCAGAACAGCCAACACGUGACGCUGGCAGGGAUGCGGACAGGUCCA